Messenger RNA from Cavenderia fasciculata, 2115 nucleotides. RefSeq lists its product as uncharacterized. The record is from RefSeq and is a predicted model, not a curated record. Bases 1 to 2115 code for a protein of 704 amino acids. Lineage: Eukaryota; Evosea; Eumycetozoa; Acytosteliales; Cavenderiaceae. Gene Ontology annotation, molecular function: GTP binding. Gene Ontology annotation, cellular component: mitochondrion. The transcript has a single exon.
AUGAUGUUAUCACAAUUAUUUAAAGGAUAUCAUCCAUUGAAAUAUAAUUAUCACAAUACGGUUAGAUAUGUAUUGUCUUCAUCAUCAUCAAUAAACUCGAUUCAUCAACAUCAAAAUAAUAGACAACAUUAUUGUAGUACAACUAAUAAUAAUAUAGAUAAUAAUAAUAGUAGUAAUAAUAAUAAUAAUAAUAGUAAUAAUAUAGAUAAUAGUAAUGUAGAAUUAUCAAGUAAAGAAAGAAAUAUAUUAAAGAGAAAGAAGAAAAAAGAUGAUUUAUUAAACAACUUGACCAAUGAGUUGAACAAUAGCAACAACAACACGACGUCAAAGGUUGAUCAAAGAAACAAACAAAUCGAUGAACAAUUAAAUCGUAUGGAACACGUUAAACUUGAUAGAUGUACUGGUUGUGGAUGUACGAUGCAAUACGAAGAUACAAACACACUUGGAUACAUACCAAAAUCGGUUGCCAUUCGGUACAUGUUGAAUAAACAAGUACGUGAAGACUUUAUCAAAGAGGAAGAGGAAAUGAUCCUUAAACUAAAAGAACAAGAAGAAAAUCAAUUGGAACAACAACAAGAUUAUGAUCCAUAUCUUAAUCAAUUUAAUGAAUUAGAAGAAGAAGUAGUAGAUAAUAAUAAUAAUAAUAAUAAUAUUUUGGAACAUCAAGAGGAAGAAGAAAUGAUGGGAGAAUUAGAUGAUUUAGAUCAAUAUGGAAAUAAGAAAACAAAAAUAGAUAAAGGUCAAAUUUACUUUGAAAGAUUCUUUGGUCGUAGUAAAUUAAAUUCAUCCUCAUCUGAUACAACAACUGCAACAACUGCAACAUUGGAUACAUUCUUGAAAAAAGAAGUAUGUCAAAGAUGUCAUAUGUUGAAAAACUAUGGAAAGGUUGUACCAAUCAAGAUUCCAGUCAACGAGUUUAAGAGCAAGUUGGCUAAUAUUCGAAAUAUGAAUUGUGUUGUCAUCAAGGUGGUAGAUAUUAUGGAUUUCUCUGGAACGUUUAUCGAAGACUUUAGACACAUUGUCGGUAACAAUCCAGUGAUUGUCGUCUGCAACAAGAUGGAUGUCUUGCCCGCCGACAUUCACAAACAUCGUAUCGAAGAUUGGAUCAGAAGAGAGUGUAAAGCCCGUGGAAUGGUAGCAGCACACGUCAAACUACUCAGUAGUGCCAGCAAAGAAGGUAUCACAGACUUUAUCGUCGAGCUGGAAAAGAUCAGAAGAGGUAGAGAUGUUUUCGUAGUUGGAUGUUCCAACGUUGGUAAAUCAACUUUCCUCAAUGCUCUAGUCGACGAGUACUCUAAUAAAGUUGAAUUUGGAGAUCAACAAGAAGAAGAGAAUGGAGGAAAGAAGAAAAAGAAUGGUAAACAAGAAGUCAAGCAUAAAGAGGCAGAACCACAAGAAACACCAGAAAAAGAAGCAGAAAGAAAGAGAAAGUUGUUGGCUAGUCGUGUAACCACCUCGAUCUUUCCAGGAACAACUUUGAAUGUUAUUUCAGUGCCACUGUGGAACAACUCGACGCUGUUUGAUACUCCCGGUGUUGACAACCCAUCACAAAUCAUCAAACUUCUCAAACCAGAGGAACUCAAGGCCGUCAUCCCAACCAAGCGUAUCAAACCAUCUCUAGUGCAUAUGAUCGAGGGUAAGAGUCUGUUUUUAGCCGGUCUAGCUCGUAUCGACUAUUCCGGUGGUUUGGCAACAUUUACAGUCUACACCAACAACAAUCUCCCCCUUCAUCUUUGUAGAACCGAUAAAGCAGAUGCUCUAUUCCAACGACAAAGAGGUAAAAUGUUAUGUCCUCCUAUUGGUCUAGAAAAUAUUAAUAUUAAUAAUAAUAAUAAUAAUAAUUAUAUUGAAAGUGACAUUAUUGGAAAUGGAUUAGUAUUUGAUGAAAAGAUGGAUCUUUCACAAUUAACUAAAUUUUCAAUUACACCUGAACAAGUAGAUUUUAAACAUACCCAUACCGAUCUUGUUAUUUCUGGAUUGGGUUGGAUUGCCAUCAAACCGCUGUCCAAACAAGCCAAACCCUUUAAACUUUCAAUAUACACGCCUAAAUUCAUCGAUGUUUCACUUAGAGCUCCUUUGGUUCCUUUUACAGAUACCUUUAAUAUUGUUAAAUAA